AACUCUCUGAGCAAUCGAGAUAGACAUUUUUCUUCGCAACUCCACCACGCAGCAAGAAAAAUGCCUCCUAGAGUAUCGCGCAGCUCGCUGCCCAAGGGAAAGCCGUCGAAGCCGCAAAACUCGGGCGGUGGCGGCCGUGCGCCCAAGAAAUCUGCGAAGCGUGCACUCAACGCCUUCGCCAUUGCCUCACACGACGUACCCGAGCGCAACAAGGGACGCAAGAGCAGACUUGGCGAGUCGGAAUACGAUGCACAGAAAAAGAGACCAAGGGAUGACUUGGACGAGGACGAAGAUGAAGAAGAGGAGGGUGCAGAUGUGAAGAGGAGGAAACAGACCAGAGGUGGUGAUGAUAGCUAUGAUGAAGGCAGCGAUUCGGAAGGCAACAAUUGGAAAAUGGGACAUGUGGACGAUGACAACGAUAGCGACAUCGACAGUGACGAGGCAUUUGGGGAGAGCGAUGAGGAAAGGUUUGAGGGGUGGACGUUUCGAGGAAGUCAGAGCAAUCAGAUGGGCGGCAAACCGAAGAAACGAGUCCAGCAAAUGGAUAUGGGAGACGAUAUCGAUUUGGAUGAGGAGGAUAGUGGUGACGAGGAAGAGGACGAAGACGACCUCGGCGAAGAUGCUAUUGAUCUGGCCACGGCGCUGGAUCAAUACGAGGAAAGCGAGGAGGAGGAGAAAAAGAAGGCAAAAAAGUCGAAGAAAAAGAGAGUGAGCUUCGACGACAGUGACGAAUCGCCAAGUGAAGCAGACGACGUCGCUGCUGACGGCGCUUCAGACUUCUCUUCCAGCGGUGGCGAGGAGGAAGAAGACGAGGAAGACCGACAAGCACAACUGAAGGACCUCAUCUCGUCGCUAGCCGCAAAAGAAGAGCAAAAGUCGACCGCUCGCGGGGCAGAAGUUCACGAAGCGAGCGCCCCGUCCGAGUUCGGUGUUUCCAGGAAAGUCGACCUGGCCAGCUUCAAGUCCAAGACUGCCGAUCCGGAGCGCAAAAAGGCCUUGAAAUUGCUGCAAGAUGAGAAGCCUUCCACAAAGCGCAACGACCUCUCCCGCAAAUUGGACGCCCCGCUCCCAAAACGCCAGCAGGACAAACUAGACCGCGCAGCUGCCAAUGCAAAAGCCGAAGAGACUCUCGAACGAUGGGUCGAUACUGUCAAGCAGAAUCGCCAAGCCGAGCAUCUGCACUUCCCUCUCAACCAGCCAGGAAGCGCCAAAAGCACAGGUGAGACUCGUCUGUCGGCCACAACUACGGCUGCACCUACGAACGAACUCGAGAGCACGAUCCAGUCCAUUUUGCAACAGAGUGGGCUCUCAAACGGCCACGAAGACGAAGAGAAGAUACAAAAAUGGGAAACCCUGCAGACCAACAAGCUUCCGCUCGAGGAAGUCAUGAAGCGCCGAGCACAAUUGCGGAUGGAGCGAGAACUACUCUUCCGCGAAGAAGUGCGCGCCAAGCGAGUCAAGAAGAUCAAGAGCAAGGCGUACCGUAGGGUACACAGGAAAGAGCGUGAGAGGAUGAUGCAACGCGAGCGGGAUGGUUUGAAAGCCGACGGCGUCGACAUCUCGGAAGAUGAGCGCGAGUACAACAGCCGCCGCCGAGCUGAAGAGCGCAUGGGCGCCAAACACCGCGACAGCAAGUGGGCCAAAGGCGUCAAGGCUUCUGGGAAAGCGGCGUGGGAUGAGGAUGCUCGCUCAGGCGUCACUGAAAUGGCUCGAAGGAACGAGGAGCUGCGUCGUCGCAUGGAAGGCAAAGACGUCCAGGACGAAGACGAGGAUGCCUCUGAUCUAUCUAGCGAGGAUGAAGACGAAGACAUGGAUGACGAGGACGCCGAUCACGACCAGAUUCUGCAGCGUCAGCUCGGGCGCUUGAAGGAAAACCCCUUCUCCACCAAGGAAUCCAAACUCGGAUCCAUGGCCUUUAUGCAAAAAGCCGAAGACGCACGUAGGGCUCAAAACGACGAAGACAUUGAGCGCAUCCGCAAAGAGUUGGCAGGAGAGGAAAGCAACAGCGAGUCCGACGAAGACGAGACCUCAACACGAGCCGGUCGCCGUAAAUUCGGUCCCGUCGACCCCAGUAAAUCCCGCCCUGCUAUUCGCGUCCACCAGAGCGAAUUCGAAGAACGAGAAGCAGCGUCUGGCUCUGAAGAUGAAAACGAUACUAGCAAACCUGCGUCAUCAUCAACAGAAGAAAAGCCGACCAGCACCCGCAACCAACCCAAACAAUCCAAGAAGAAGAACGGUCUCGCAUCAGCGGCGGACUUGGGCAAAAUCGACGAGACAUCGUCAUCCCAGCAGCAGCAGCAAAACCCCUACCUCGUCCAAGCAAAGAAGUCCAAAAAGCCCUCAUCCGACUCACCCAUGACGGACCCCACAUCCACCCAAACCACCUCUCAACCCCAAAAACCCGCCAACAAGAAGAAACAAUCUUCAUCUUCUGCCCCGCAACCCCACGGCCUAGCAGGAAACCCAACCCUCAGCGCCCCCGACGCCGACGGAUUCCAAACCGUGCACUACUCAUCCGACGACGAUGAAGACUCAGACCUCGAAAACGAAGGCAUCGACCUCACAUCCGCAAUCACGCGCAACAACCUCCUCACAGCGUCGGCAUUCGCCUCGGACGCCGCAGCCGUCGAAGCCGAAUUCGCCGCGGAAAAGGAGGCCCUGGAGAACGCGUCCGAAGACGAGCGCCGCGCCGCGCGCGACAAGAAGAACGCGGCGUUACCUGGUUGGGGCUCGUGGGCUGGCGAGGACCUUCCCUCUUCUUCUGGUAAAGGGAGAAGGAGAGGAGGGGCAGGGAAGAGGGAGACUACGUAUCAGAAGAAAGAACAUGCGGCUUCGGCUUCGGCUUCUGCUUCAAAGGGGAAGAAUGGCGGGAAGAAGGAUAAGAAGUUGGUGGGAGGGGAAGUUGGUGGCGAGAGGGUCAUGCAGAUGCAGCGGAGGCAGAAGGCUAAUACAAAGUAUAUGGCGUCGCAGCUGCCGUUCCCGUUCGAGAGCAGGGAGCAGUAUGAGAGGGGAUUGAGGAUGCCCUUGGGUGGCGAGUGGACAACCAAGCAGACGCAUCAGACGGCUACUAUGCCGAGGGUUAUGGUUAAGCAGGGGAUUAUUGGAGCUUUGAAGAAGCCUCUUGUUUAGUUGGAGAGAUACAUAUGUAAUUAAGUGUGUAUGAGAAAAUGCAGUACGACAUGAUGUGGCUGUGGUCAAGAGAUGGCUCGCUGGCCAUGUGUUCAGACUUUCCUGGUAAGCCAUUGAAAAGGAAGGACGGACAGUGGAAACAAAAGGGUUUAGAUAAUGGGAUGGAUAUCGAGCAUGAGAGACAAAUAGAGCAUAAGUCAUAGUUCGGGAGUUUUAUUAGAAAUUGAAUGACCUCUCCUACUUGGUAAUGCCCACUUGCACAUCCGUGCACAGCCAGUCAAACAUCACGACACUCCCAUACUAGCACCCAAUACCAUUGCCCAAACAACACCCCAACUACGACUCGUCCCUCCAUCCAACCACCUCUCGUCCCACGUUUUGCCCCCUUGCCCAUCUUCUCUUCUAUCCUUUAUCACUACCCUCGCUGCUUUAUUCUCCUCAUCCUGUUCAGACUCUUUCCCCUCCGAGUCAUCCCCCUCACUGUCCACACUCCUGCCCGCUUCCAAACCAUCCAU
Periconia digitata is the source of this 3644-nucleotide messenger RNA. The record is from the annotation of a GenBank genome assembly. NCBI's taxonomy places the organism in Eukaryota, Fungi, Ascomycota, Dothideomycetes, Pleosporales, Periconiaceae.